This is a messenger RNA of Canis lupus familiaris (dog), 2335 nucleotides long. It is a transcript of the gene NSUN5, whose product is annotated as NOP2/Sun RNA methyltransferase 5. NCBI's taxonomy places the organism in Eukaryota, Metazoa, Chordata, Mammalia, Carnivora, Canidae. The transcript has 11 exons. Gene Ontology annotation, molecular function: methyltransferase activity. The coding region runs from base 70 to 1494 and encodes 474 amino acids. Gene Ontology annotation, biological process: rRNA base methylation. Gene Ontology annotation, cellular component: nucleolus. The record is from RefSeq and is a predicted model, not a curated record.
GGGCGCGCGGGGCGAUGCCGAGGCAGGCGUGCUUCGCGACAGCGCCGUAAAGGCGCGUGGGAUCGAAGCAUGGCGCUGUACGCGACGGCGGCGUCUGUGCUGGCAAACGUGGAGAGCCGACGGGGCUCCAUCAAGGGGCUGGUGUACGCCAGCAGCUUCCAGAACGUGAAGCAGCUGUACGCGCUGGUGUGCGAGACGCAGCGCUACUCCGCCGUGCUGGACGCCGUGAUCGCCAGCGCCGGCCUCCUCCGCGCCGAGAAGAAGCUGCGGCCGCACCUGGCCAAGGUCCUAGUGUAUGAGUUAUUGCUGGGAAGAGGCUUUAGAGGGGGCGGGGGCCGAUGGAAACCUUUGCUGGACCGGCACCAGGCAAGGCUGAAGGCGGAGUUGGCCCGGCUCAAGGUUCAGCGACGUGUGAGCCGCAACGAGGACCUGUUGCAGGUGGGAUCCAGGCCUGGCGCAGCCUCCCAGGUGCCUCGCUUUGUGCGUGUGAACACUCUCAAGACCAGCUCUGACGAUGCAAUUGAUUAUUUCAAGAGGCAAGGUUUCUCUUACCAGGGUCGGGCUUCUAGCCUCGAGGACCUACGGGCCCUCAAAGGGAAGUGCUUUCUUCUGGACCCCUUAUUGCCAGAGUUGCUCGUGUUUCCGACCCAGACAGAUCUUCAUGACCACCCACUAUACCAGGCCGGUCACCUCAUUCUACAAGACAAGGCCAGCUGUCUCCCAGCCAUGCUGCUGGCCCCACCCCCAGGCUCCCACGUCAUUGAUGCCUGUGCUGCCCCUGGCAACAAGACCAGUCACUUGGCCGCUUUUCUCAAGAACCAAGGGAGGAUCUUUGCCUUUGACCUGGAUGCUGGACGACUGGCGUCCAUGGCUACCCUGCUGGCCCAGGCUGGAGUCUCAUGCUGUGAGCUGGCUCAGGAAGACUUCCUGGCAGUCUCACCCUCUGACCAGCGCUACCGUCAAGUCCAGUAUAUCUUACUGGAUCCUUCUUGUAGUGGCUCAGGAAUGCCAACCAGACAGCUGGAGGAGCCCGGGACAGGCACUCCUAGCAAGGCACGCCUGCAGGCCCUAGCCGGGUUCCAGCAGCGAGCACUGCGCCACGCGCUCACCUUCCCCUCCCUGCAGCGUCUGGUGUACUCCACAUGUUCCCUCUGCCAAGAGGAGAAUGAAGAUGUGGUGCAGGAUGCCCUGCAGCAGAACCCAGGGACCUUCAGGCUGGCUCCCGUCCUACCCUCCUGGCCCCACCGAGGCCUCAGCAGUUUCCCAGGGGCUGAACACUGCCUCCGGGCCUCCCCCGAGACCACGCUCACUGGUGGCUUCUUUGUUGCAGUACUGGAACGGGUAGAGGUUCCAAGCUCAGUCCCCCAGGCUGAAGCAUCGGCACCAGAAAUCUCUCUCAGCGCAGCCCCACGGAAAAAAAGGAGACCACGCCGGACUGUGGCCCCUCGCACACUGCCCCCUACAGAGCAGGUUCUAUUGUUUUUAUUGCCUUAGGAAGGAAAGCGGUAACCCUAGUUCUCAGCCGGAGAGUGUGGAUUUCCUUGUCCUCUGGGCCCCUGUUCUUGCUGGUGAGAAAAUUCUGCCCACAAAAAUAAAAGGCAGGACAUGGUCUACGGUAGAUCACAGUUUUUUUUUUUUUAUUCUUAAUGACAUAAGCAAGGAGAAAAAUCUCACAUUCAUACUAAAAAUUCCAACUAGACUCACAGGAAUUAAGUCUUUGUCAUGGAAAGUCCCAGUCUCCUGUUCCCGUCCAGUGCACGUACACGUACACACCCACACCCACACACCCACCCACACCCUCACUCAGGCUGCGCAGGGACACCCUCUCCCUGGGGCUCCCGGACCCGCGGUCCUGCCUGCGGAACUGAGGUAAACUAGCUCCAAGCACUCAAACCAAGAGGACCUACCUUCUGUCAGGUAUCUGUGGAAACUUGGUUUCUAGGCCUGGGGCCUGCCCCACCCCCCCCAACAGGUACACAGGACUGGAGGUUCAGGCCGCCCCGCCCCCUCUUCCUCAGGGGUGAGGAGGGACAGUCCCCUGCCACAGCACUCAACCUCAGUCAUGGGGGUGAGGGGGAACUAGUUACAUCUACAUCACAUUAUUUAUAAAAUAAGAAUUACAUUUUCUAUUGUGUGUCCCGAGGGAGCUCUGGCCCCUCAGGAAAGCUGCCUAGGACAGCAUCUGAGCCUCCUCUUCACACAGGCAUAACUUAACUAUACAGCUAAUUCCUAGUCGAUAGCAUUUAUACUUAACCACCUCAGUGAACCAAGCUUGAAGGAAUUUAAAAGGCAAUUUAGCUUAAAUACAAAAAUAAAUUUUUAUUUUGUUAAAAAA